Messenger RNA from Electrophorus electricus (electric eel), 1677 nucleotides. RefSeq names its product FKBP prolyl isomerase like (gene fkbpl). NCBI's taxonomy places the organism in Eukaryota, Metazoa, Chordata, Actinopteri, Gymnotiformes, Gymnotidae. Gene Ontology annotation, molecular function: protein binding. The record is from RefSeq and is a predicted model, not a curated record.
AUCUUUCGCUAACUGGACCCCGCCACAGCACACACUUGCCCUCCUGGGGCUGCUGGGACUCAUCCGCCUCAAACUCGAUGUUUACAACAGCUUUCCCGACUUAAUCCAGGGAUCAUCUAUGGCCACUACUGGCAAAGAAGGAAUCGCCACUGAAAGCCCAUGGAUAUCAGUGACUCCUGGUGGUCUGUGGGAGGUACAGAGGAGGUGGACUGAACCAAGGAAACAAGGUGACCACACUCCUCUAAUGGGCUCUGUUUGCAAGAUCAGGAUUUGCCUAAAGAGCCACAGAGAAAUCAUUACCCAGUCUCAGAACCCUAAUGAACCUGAGCUGGCAGUCAGUGCUGAUUCUGAGGAGCAGGUCACGCAGCAUCCUCGUUCCCAGCAGUCAGUGCUGCAGGUUCCGUUGGAUAGGUGGAUCCUGCUGCGCAUGGGAGACGGCCAGUGCGACAUCAUGGAAAGCUGUCUGGAGGGAAUGAGAGCUGGAGAGACCUGUGAGGUUACUGUAAGGGCCUGUCAGAAGGAUUCUAGGCAAGUGCCCAGUGAUGGCCGUGGUACCCAGUCGGACUGGACAGGAGGGGAAGGAAAAUCUCUCCCGCCUCUUUGUUUCUUUCUACAGCUUCACUCAUUCAGCCCAGGGCAAGAGACCUGGUUGAUGACCCCAGCAAAUAAGUGGGCCUGGGUGCAGUCUCAUAAGAAGAGGGGCACCGAGCGGUUCAGGAAGGGGGACAUUUGGGGUGCUGCCCAUUCCUACUGUUGUGCAGUUAAACUGGUCAUCACUCUGAAGGGACAGACCAGAGGAGAUGAAGUGGACCGAGGGGACCAAGAUGGAGCUGAUUUAACAUCACAACAUGUCAAGGGAGAGGAAGCUGGAGAGAAAGAGGCAAAGGGCACCCAAGGCUCUCACAUUCCUACCGAAGAGGAGUACAGAACUAUGAAAGUGGAACUGCAUUCCAAUCUAUCCCUGUGCCAGCUCAGGCUAGGCCAGCCAAUAAAGGCUAGAGACAGUAGCUCCAAAGCCACUGAACUGGACCCAGUGAACGUUAAAGCCUGGUACCGGCAUGGCCAAGCCUGCCUACAGCUGAAAGACUUUGAGGAAGCCCGCCAAUCUUUUGGUAAGGUUCUAGAACUACAGCCAGAUUCUGCCUCAGCCCUCAAUGCCUUGAAACAAGUGAAUGCAAAAGCGAAAGAGUUUGACAGUAAGCUUGGUCACAGGCUAAGUAAAAUGUUCAGCUGAGGAACUGUUGCUUUUGUAGAGGACUUUAAUGCAAAUGAAUAAGGGUGUGGAGAAAAGAAAUGUAAAUAAAAAAAUACGUUUUUUUUCCACUGAAAAAUGUUAGCAAUUUUAAAACACUAAAUACUUAUAUAGGGUAGGGGUGUGUGAGAAAAAUAUAACACUCAUUCCAAAAUACAAGAUACCAAGAAACUCAUUGUGUGAACAUUUAUAAGCUUACUAUUUUAACCCACAAAAAAAAAAAUUCGUUGUGUAGCAUUGAUGUGUUCUGCAGAAAUAAAGUUUGACAUGAAUAUUGGUGGACUUGUCGAAAGGCUAACAUUAUAUUUAUAAAAAUGAUCCUAAUAGUGUGGUAAUGUUGUUUGUUUAUUACAUAAUUAAAUCCAUAUCGCACAUAAAGCAUGACGUUUAAACACUAGAUGUUCCAUUAUACCAUUGUAUUAAAU